Messenger RNA from Humulus lupulus (European hop), 1456 nucleotides. Its product is annotated as probable xyloglucan endotransglucosylase/hydrolase protein 6. The transcript has 4 exons. Bases 200 to 1078 code for a protein of 292 amino acids. Gene Ontology annotation, molecular function: xyloglucan:xyloglucosyl transferase activity; hydrolase activity, hydrolyzing O-glycosyl compounds. Gene Ontology annotation, biological process: xyloglucan metabolic process; cell wall biogenesis. The record is from RefSeq and is a predicted model, not a curated record. NCBI's taxonomy places the organism in Eukaryota, Viridiplantae, Streptophyta, Magnoliopsida, Rosales, Cannabaceae. Gene Ontology annotation, cellular component: cell wall; apoplast.
CUUUUUCCCUAAAAUAAUUAAUAAUUACCCCUCUCGAUCGACUAUAUAUAUGAUAAUUCUGAAGCUCUUUUCUGCAUCACAUUCUUAUUACUUUCAUUUCUCACUCCUACAAGCUAGUACUACCACUUGUUUGUUCUAGUACUACUCGACCAUUUUCAGUUGUUUGAUCUAGGCCAUAUAAUAAGAAAAAUAAAGGGCCAUGAUGAGAAGUAGUAGUAGUUCCGUUUUAGCUUCUGUUUUGUUCACUACUACUCUUCUUGUUGUUGUUUAUAAUGUCUCUGCACGACCAGCCACUUUUCUGGAGGACUUCAAAGUCACUUGGUCUGAUUCCCAUAUCAGGCAAAUCGAAGGAGGCAGGGCCAUUCAACUAGUGCUUGACCAAAAUUCAGGAUGUGGGUUUGCUUCCAAGAGGCAAUACUUGUUUGGGCGUGUGAGCAUGAAGAUCAAGCUCAUUCCAGGAGACUCUGCAGGAACCGUUACUGCUUUCUACAUGAACUCGGACACAAAUACGGUUCGUGACGAGCUUGAUUUCGAGUUCUUGGGGAACAGAACCGGGCAGCCUUACACGGUUCAGACCAAUAUCUACGCCCAUGGCAAGGGUGACAGAGAACAAAGGGUUAACCUUUGGUUUGACCCAGCUGCUGCCUUCCACACCUACACAAUUCUCUGGAACCAUUACCAUAUUGUCUUCUAUGUGGACGAAGUGCCCAUAAGGGUGUACAAAAACAAUGAAGCAAAGGGAAUUCCAUACCCAACGAGGCAACCAAUGGGGGUGUACUCAACUCUUUGGGAGGCUGAUGAUUGGGCCACUAGAGGUGGCCUUGAGAAGAUUGAUUGGAGCAAAGCCCCAUUUCUGGCUUACUACAAGGACUUUGAUAUAGAAGGCUGUGGUGUCCCUGGCCCUGCCACCUGCGCAACUAACCGGGCCAAUUGGUGGGAAGGAACUGCAUACCAGUCACUUACAGCCCUUGAGUACAGAAGCUACAAAUGGGUCCGUAUGAACCACAUGAUCUAUGAUUACUGUACCGAUAGGUCCCGGUACCCGGUGCCGCCGCCGGAGUGUGUCGCCGGCUACUAGAGCUCCAAUUUGAAAAGCAAAAUUGGUACAUAACACUCAUACCCAAUCAAUCAUAUAUACAUCUUAAAAAAACUGUGUUGUUCUUAUUGAAAAGAAGGAAUUGGAAGUCCGUACGUAGGUAACAUGGACCCCUUUUGUACACUACCCUCCUUGCAUGUCCUUUAUCAAGGGUAUAUAGGGAAUUAUCAUGUGGCAUGUAUUGCAGCUAAGUUUUAAUUAUUUUUCGAUGAAAAGUGAAGGGAGAGAGAGGGGGGUGAUAUGGUGGGGAAAGAAAGCAAAUGUCAAUAUGUUUUUCUACUUUGUAAUGUGUAUGUACUUUGUAUCUUUCUCUGAAGCAUUAUUUGUGCUAAUAAAUUCUGUUCUGAGUGUAUGUGAAAA